Molecule: messenger RNA, 2112 nt
Organism: Lodderomyces theae
Lineage: Eukaryota; Fungi; Ascomycota; Pichiomycetes; Serinales; Debaryomycetaceae
Gene: GSY1
Product: glycogen (starch) synthase
Exons: 1
Coding region: 1-2112 (703 amino acids)
Biological process (GO): glycogen biosynthetic process
Cellular component (GO): cytoplasm
Molecular function (GO): alpha-1,4-glucan glucosyltransferase (UDP-glucose donor) activity
Source: RefSeq, a predicted model, not a curated record
AUGACUAGAGACAUCACCAAUCAUCUACUUUUCGAAGUAGCUACCGAAGUUGCUCACAAGGUGGGGGGAAUCUACUCGGUUCUAAAAUCAAAAGCUCCCAUCACAGUGGCUGAAUAUAGAGAACGCUACACCCUUAUUGGACCUUUAAACUACAACUCGGCCCAAAUUGAAGUGGAGGAGUUACCAGUCAAGGACCCUUUACUCAAGCAAACUUUGGACUCAAUGUCUGCUAAAGGCAUUCGUUGGCUCUAUGGAAGAUGGUUGAUUGAAGGUGCACCAAGAGUAUUGCUUUUUGACAUUUGGUCAGCCGGCCAUUUUCUCAAUGAAUGGAAGGCAGACUUGUGGAAUAUAGCUGGUAUUCCUACUCCUGACCACGAUCUGGAAACCAAUGAAGCUAUCUUGUUGGGAUACUUGGUUGCUUGGUUCUUGGGCGAAUUGGUGUACAAUGACCGCGACAGAGCCGUUAUUGCUCAUUUCCAUGAAUGGUUGGCGGGUAUUGCGUUGCCCUUGUGCCGUAAACGAAGAAUCGAUGUCACAACCAUAUUCACCACGCAUGCGACUUUGUUGGGAAGAUACCUUUGUGCAGGCUCAACCGAUUUUUACAACAACUUGGCCAACUUUGACGUCGAUGCCGAGGCCGGUAAACGAGGCAUUUACCACCGUUAUUGCAUAGAAAGAUCAGCCACUCACUCAGCCGAUGUAUUCACCACCGUUUCCCACAUCACUGCAUUUGAAAGUGAACAUUUGUUAAAGAGAAAACCCGAUGGGGUGUUGCCCAAUGGGUUGAAUGUUGUUAAAUUCCAAGCUGUUCACGAAUUCCAAAACUUGCAUGCCAUGAAGAAGGAAAAGAUUAACGAGUUUAUUAAAGGACACUUUUACGGAAAUUACGAUUUUGAUUUGGAAAAUACCUUGUAUUUCUUCAUUGCUGGAAGAUACGAAUUUAGAAAUAAAGGUUGCGAUUUUUUCAUUGAAAGUUUAGCAAGAUUGAACCAUAGAUUGAAAGAAAGUGGUUCUAAAAUGACAGUUGUUGCAUUCAUUAUCAUGCCAGGCAGAACCCAAUCCUACACAGUGGAAACAUUGAAAGGACAAGCGGUUGUCAAACAGUUGGAAUCAACCAUUGAAGAAGUUCAAAAAAAAGUGGGCGAGCGAUUGUUUGAACAUUGUGCCAGAUACCCAAAUUCCGAGCAUGCGGCAGGGAAAUCUAACGAAGUCCCAUCAAUUGAUGAGUUGAUCAAACCUGCAGAUCGUGUUUUGUUAAAGAGAAGAAUCUAUGCAUUGAAAAGAGACGGAUUGCCACCCAUCGUCACCCACAAUAUGAUUGACGAUAACACCGAUCCAAUCUUGAACCAAAUCAGACGUGUCCAAUUGUUUAACCGCCCAGAGGAUAGAGUUAAAAUCAUUUUUCACCCAGAAUUUCUCAAUGCCAACAACCCAAUUUUGUCGUUGGACUAUGACGAGUUUGUCCGUGGUUGCCAUUUGGGUGUUUUCCCAUCUUACUAUGAACCAUGGGGAUAUACUCCAGCAGAAUGUACGGUCAUGGGUAUUCCAUCCAUCACAACCAAUCUCUCUGGAUUCGGAUGCUACAUGGAAGACUUGAUUGAAAACACUAGCGAUUACGGAAUCUACAUUGUUGAUCGAAGAAUGAAAUCCGUCGAUGAAUCAAUUGACCAGUUGACGGGGUACAUGUUUGAUUUCUGCGAAAAGACUAGAAGACAAAGAAUCAAUCAGAGAAAUAGAACCGAAAGAUUAAGUGACUUGUUGGAUUGGAAACGAAUGGGAUUGGAGUACAUAAAGGCCCGUCAAUUGAGCUUGAAAAGAGCUUAUCCCGACAAAUUCAAGAAUGGCGCCAAUCCAUUCAAUAACUCGGCAAACCUUAAAUUAACAAGACCACUUUCGGUACCAGGCUCGCCCAGAUCCAAAGUAGGAUUGAUGACUCCAGGAGAUUUGGGAAGUUUACAAGAAGCCCAAGAAGGCUUGAAUACUGAUGAUUAUGUCGGUUUCAAGUUGGGUUUGGGUGCAAAUGAUGACGACAAUGAGGAUGGGGAUGAUGACCACCAUUAUCCCUUAACUUUGAGAGGAAACUCAGUGCCCCCUGAAGACAAGUCUGAAUAA